GAAAAAAACAAGCGUUUUCUUUUUUUUUGUUUCAUUUUUACACUAUUUCUUUAGCGUGGAUUAGUGCUUCACAUUAUGAAACGUGCUCAUAAUAUUAGCACUGAAAUUGAACAACAACCACAUUAUAAUAUACAUACAUUAAAAGGUUAUGCUGAAAAAUUCUUCAAAUCGACAAAAAUAACUGCUUGGCAAUAUGAAAAAGAUGAUAUAAAAGCAGGUCUACUUCGAAAACUUGAUCAAAAACCAGAACUCCAAGCGAAAGCAGUACAAAUGUUUCAUUCGAUACAACAGUAUGCAAAAAUGUCACCACAAGAUAGAAAAAAGAUACAACAGAUCGAUAUUGAUAGUAUAUUUGAUGCAGCAUUUGAAAAAGCGAAAGCAUUAAAAGAAGAAUUAUAUUGUCAGUUAAUAAAACAGCUGACUUAUUGUCCCGAUAUCAAGAUUGAAACCCGAAUGUGGGAAUUACUAUGGUUGUUAACGGGUUGUUUAGUUCCUGGUAAAGCUUUGUUACAACAUGUGCAAUUAUUUUUAAGAUCAAGUUCAAAUCCAGCAGCCUUAGAAUGUUAUAAUCGUAUACAAAAAAUUCUAAAACAAGGAGAGCGUGUACGUCCACCCCAUGUUAUUGAAUGUAAUGCUCGAAUAAAUCGUGUUAAAAUUCGCCAAUAUGUACACUUUCCAAACGGUCGUGAACACGAUUUUGUUGUUGAAUCAACAACUAAAGCCAUUGAACUUGUGGCAAAUAUAUGUAAAGAAUUAAAAAUAUCAUCAUCGGAUGGUUUAAGUGUAUUUUUAGAAACUGGGAAAAAAAUGGUAAGCAUUCCCAAUGACUCAUACUUUUUCGAUUUUCUAACACAACUUCGUGGACAUGAUAAAAAAAAACUUGACUAUAAAAUACAUUUCAAAAGAAAAUUAUGGAUCGAUAUUGUACCAGGCGAAGAUCGUCAAGCAGACGCUAUUGUUCACUUUUAUCAGGAAAAAGACAAAUAUCUUCUCGGUUUACACAAAUGUUCAAUGGAUGAUGCCGUCAAUUUAGCUGCUUUAUUAGCCAAAGCGGAUAGGGGAAAGGGUGCACCAGAAAGUAAUCUUGCCAAUUUUGUACCAGAAUUUUUGAUUAAAUCAGCUCCACAAUCGGAAUGGGCGAAAAAAAUUUAUAAUGUUUCAAAUCAAAUACGAGAUAUUACUGAUGAUGAUGCGAAAGAAAAAUUUUUAAAAUAUGUAUCCGCAUGGCCGACAUAUGGAACAAGUUUUUAUCAAAUUAAAAAUGAAACAGAAAACGAUUUUCCAGAAGAUAUGUUUAUAUGCAUUAAUCAAAAUGGUAUUAAUAUAAUGAACGCAAUAACAAAGGAAUAUGCUGCUAAAUAUGCCUAUUUCAAUAUAAAUCACAGUUCAAAUGCCAUCUCAUUUCUUCUUGAAGUACAUCUAGGACGACAAACAAAGAAAUAUGUUUUCGAUACAGAGAUGGGCGAUAUUAUAGAAGAUUUAAUCGACGAAUAUUUAAGUGUAACGGCACAAGAUGAACAACCUGAUUACUAA
Molecule: messenger RNA, 1533 nt
Organism: Didymodactylos carnosus
Lineage: Eukaryota; Metazoa; Rotifera; Eurotatoria; Philodinida; Philodinidae
Source: the annotation of a GenBank genome assembly